Molecule: messenger RNA, 1357 nt
Organism: Trichoderma virens Gv29-8
Lineage: Eukaryota; Fungi; Ascomycota; Sordariomycetes; Hypocreales; Hypocreaceae
Exons: 3
Coding region: 109-1230 (373 amino acids)
Source: RefSeq, a predicted model, not a curated record
GGAUAACGGUUUUGACCAUCUACGCGCAUACCACAGAGAUUUCGCCUUCUUUCUAUUUUCAUCAUAUCUCGUCAAUUAUCGCGUCAAAUUUUCAAUUUCCUCCCAACCAUGUCGGCGCCAAAGACGAAUGAGCAGAUUGAAGAAGUGGUGCGAAGAGAGCUGGAGGGUACAGAGUAUGCUGUAUCCUCCUUCACACCUCUCUCUGGGGGAACUGCAAAUUUCAUCUACCGUGCCAAGCUUCAACAACGCCUACCAGACGGUGUAUCUGAGGUUGUACUGAAACAUGGCGAAGCAUAUGUUGCCCAACACCCUGAUUUCAAAUUGAAAAUGGUUCGAUGUAGUAUUGAAGAGGAAGGCCUGCGAUUCCUCUCGCAGUUUCCACAUGUGAUUUCAUCCACAUACGAAAUUGGGACUCCGAAACUCUAUCAUUUCAACCCUGAAAGUAGUACUCAGAUUCAGGAGUACGUAUCUAAUGCCGUCAACUUAAAAGACUACGCGCUCAGCCACUACCAACCCCCUACUUCCGAGGCAGUCAAGCCACAGUGCCUUAAGCUGGGACAGGGUUUAGGCCAAUGGCUCCGAGGAUUCCACAACUGGAGUGACGAGCCAGAGCGACAUAACAUGCGUGACCUGUUUGCCAAGAACACAGAUAUGCGGGACAUCAAAAAGCUCAUCAAUUACGACCAAUUGCUAGGAAGAGUGAACAUGUUCCCAAAUCUUCUACAAGAGUGUAAGGAUGUUUUACAAGAGAUUGUGAAGAUGGCCACGGCCGAGCUGGCAGAUGAGAGCAAACUGAGGGUUAUCCAUGGUGAUUUCUGGACUGGCAAUGUGCUAUUGCCAAACAUUGCUUUUACCGAAGACCAGCCAGUUCCAGUUCGUAUUAUCGACUGGGAAAUGGCGCAGGUCGGUGUACGAGCUGAAGACCUUGGCCAGCUGAUUGCCGAACUAUGGCAACUGAAGCUAUACAAGGAUAUAGAUGCUGCUCUUUGGAUCAUUCGCGGUUUUGUGCAAGGAUACGGUAAGGUCGAUACUGACUUUAUCUUCCGCGUGUUGGUUCAUGUCGGCGCUCACCUGAUAUGCAUUGGAUCCACCACACCUGGAUGGGGAACACUAGAACAAGGUCAGAAUCUUGCCAAGAUAGGUAGAGAUGUCCUGCUUAGUGCUUGGAAAAAAGAUGCGAAGGCGUUUGAAGAGCAUGACCUUCAAUAUCUAUUCGAAUGGGAGGCAUAAUUGAGAACAAGGACCAAUUCCUGGAAGGUUAUCGAUAUACGUAGGGCAAGGCUCUUACCUACCUACCUAUGUUACGGGAUAAUGCAGUAACAGAAUAAAAUCACGCAUUGCACAUGCGGUCUGCGCU